This is a messenger RNA of Fusarium pseudograminearum CS3096, 2766 nucleotides long. RefSeq lists its product as uncharacterized. The record is from RefSeq and is a predicted model, not a curated record. Bases 1 to 2766 code for a protein of 921 amino acids. Lineage: Eukaryota; Fungi; Ascomycota; Sordariomycetes; Hypocreales; Nectriaceae. The transcript is spliced from 3 exons. Gene Ontology annotation, biological process: retrograde vesicle-mediated transport, Golgi to endoplasmic reticulum.
AUGGCGUCUCAUACGCCCCUUGGCCCUGCCAAAGUGGUGCUCCUAGCUGUGCACUUUGCGACUGUCGCCGACAUUGACAGCUUGGCCUAUCUUAUAUCCCAACAUGCUACAAUCUUGCGCCCAGAGCUGGCGCUUCGAAUCAUUCUCACAUAUCUACCCGAAACCCUCAGCCCGUCAACUUACGUCCCUCUUUUGCAGGCCAUAAUCGCCAACGAGUCCCUGUCGCAACCAACUUCGGACCACCAACUUGACACUUCUCAUGUUCACAAUAUUACAGACCAACAGGCUUCAAGAAAAGUCAAGAAGCUUCACCUAAUCCCGCUCAGAAAUGACGAUGUUCACUUUACUCAUGAAGCCGACUCACUCACCUGUUUCCUGCUUCUGAGGGCCUACAGGAUGGACGAGGAGGCCGGCAUGUUAGCCCAGGUUCCCGACCUGCUCUCCCCCUUCCUUCACCACUCAAAAGAGCUCCACACGUGGGCAAUCUCGACAGUACUUCCUCUGAUCCGUAGAAAUCAUGAGUACUAUCCUCAAAGAACUGCACGUUUGUCACUACUCGAGUUUCAGAAUCUGCCCGACAGAAUGGCCAUUGACUAUCUACUCGCCGAGACUGGCGUUAUUGAGGACGAGUAUAACCUGGCUGGUCGCGAUCUGAGUGGAAUGGUAGGACCUUGGCUGCAUAACGACUCGAGGUGGAAGCGCGAUGCUUUCAAUGAAGAGGUGUCAAGUGAUUCCGGCACAGAGCCUGAUCUUUCAUGUCCCGGAUGGGAGCAGGCCAUGGAGUGGCUCGCAUCCAAAGCGUCAACCUCCUGGCGAGUUGCCUUGAACGCUAUUGAGUCCUGGGACGGCGAUAUUGACCUAGGAGGUGAUACUAGCUCCUGGCUUCAGGAGAACCAGCAGCAGUAUUUAGACAGGUCCUAUACCAGGGCUGUGCUGGCAGCAGCCUACCUCAUUCCCGAUGCCGAAGCAGAGGCACUAGAGGCUGCGUUUAGAAUGUGCAACAAUAUUCGAUCCCUCUUAGACGAUGAUGCCGGUACAACACUCCAAUCAGCAGUUGCGUUACUUGCACCUGUGCCCCCCUUUGAUAUGGACGCCUCUGGUGGUGCAAAAGCUACAACAUAUUUGCGCAACGACCUGCUACAAAGCACAAAUCCUCUUACGACCCCAAAGGAACAAUCCCUUGAUUUGCUGCCCACUCUAAUACAAAGUGCCUACCUCCUUACUUGCUCAGGCGUCCCCUGUACAGUCCGCAAAGCGGGAGAUUUAGCCUUUAUUCAAGAUCAACAAGAGCAAAAGUCCCAGCUUGGUCGAUUUAUACGAAAUCUUCCCACCCGCGCAUCCGAUAACGAUGAUUUCUGGGUUCGGGCACGACAAGAAAUUCUAUGGCUACAUAGUUGGGGAAACAAGCCGGGUCCUGCUCAGGAUGGAACGUUUCAAGGCGUUCUAGGCAAUGUGACACUCGAGUUCGUUGAGACAGAGCUCUUAAAGUCCAUGCUGUCGCGAUCACGUUAUUCUCUGGCGAGGUCUCUCUACGACCAAGAAGGAUCUGACGCCCCCCUCUCUGCGCAGGCUGUACUCAACACAGUUCAAAACUCGGCUUUGAGUGCGUUCGAUAAUGCCUCGAACCCCAACCGAACUAGGGGAGGCUUGAAGAAAUGUGACGAGAUUAUCAAAGCAUUUCCCACAAUAAUGAACAGCACCCACCCCAUCAGACGACGUGUUGAGGCGUUAUUAAAGGCUACCCAUGCCCUAAGCGACUAUCGUCUUGUUCUUAAACAGGGCGAACCCUUUAGUCCAGUGGUCCUUAGAGUGCACUCUGACCCUGUAUCCAUCAUUGAGAAGGUUUUGGAACAGAAUCCAAAAGCUUACACUCGUCUGCAGGAGUUCAUCGAAUUGGGGAGCAGCAUGGUAGAUGCAGAUCUACCAACUCAAGCAAGGCCGGGCAGUCGUCAGCCAACAACAACCGACGUGAACUCUGUCCGAUCAAUGGUUGAGAAGCGCAUUGUUUCAAUUUGUGUUGGAGCGGCCUUACGUGAAGACGACUUUGAAACAGCGUACUCCUUCGUAGUCAGUCGUCUGGGUGUUGACGAGACUGAGCGUAGGAAACAACAAACCAAAAUUUGCGACGAAUGGUCAUGGAAGGCAGCGCUGGACGCCGGAAAAUACGUGCGCACAGAGAGGUCUCAGAAACCAACACAUCUUGGAACAGCGAGUGGAAACCCAGAGAUUCGUCAUCUCGAACAGCGUAUCGAGUGCUUAGCAACUUCUCUACGCAUUGCGCCACCCUCUCAACUUCAGGAAGUAUUGAAGACUUUCCGUCGCUGCGAAGAACAAUUGGAUGCUGCAAUUAAGGAGGAAGCUGCCCGGGAGGCCGCUUGGGAUGCUGCUGGAGAUCUCUCUGGUCUCCCUGGCUCGUUCGACGCACCAAAUGCCGACAAGGCAUAUCCACCACGCAACAUUACUGCUAGUGCAACCGCUCGCCAAACUGAGGAAGCACCAAUGUCUCUGUUCGACCUUUCAAGGGCCACAGCUCGCGUUGCAUCAAAAAACCUGACCGUCUUGUCCAGCUUGCAGGGUUCGCUACAAAGUUCCUUCACAUCCGACAAAACGAAUCCGGAAUCGGAACCCUCUGAAUCUGAGUUGAAUGAGCAAAACAGAACAAGGAAGAGGGAUCAGCUUAGAGAAGCUGCAACUGGUACACUGGUAUCUGGUGUGGGCUGGCUCUUGGGGGCGAAUCCCAAUCGACCUGCCAGCGGACAACAGUAA